CACCUUCUCUGUUUCUAUCUAUGUCUCUCUCUUUCUACCCAUUUACGAUCAUUGCAAACUACCUUAUCGGUUGACAAGAUCGAUCCAUCGAUCAAUUGCCCUUUGAAGAUCAUUCUGCCAUACAGAAAAAAAAAAGUAGAAAAAAAAAAUGAUCACUGUCGAAAAGUUCAUUGGAGCAGAAUUAAUUUGAACUCGUUCUUUUUUCGAGUGAACAAAUCACUCGUCUAUGAGCGGAUAAUAUUGCUAAAUAUUGUGCAACGGAGACAGAGUUGUCGUUCGCUUGAAAAAGUAACGUCGACAGUCGACGUUGAAGAAGAAAUUUAGGUGUCAACGGAAAGGUUAACAGGAAAGAGGGACAGUAAAUUGCAGCAAAUAUGCCGGCCCCAACGUCAGCUGAAGCGCAUGGCGAGACAGGCCCGCCGAGAACGGAACUGCAGGAAUUGCAAAUGAAAUCACAGCAAACGGCAGAUGAGUCGCUGGAAAGUACGAGACGAAUGUUGGCAUUAUGCGAGGAGAGCAAGGAGGCCGGCAUCCGUACUCUGGUCGCACUCGAUGACCAGGGAGAACAAUUGGAUCGAAUCGAGGAGGGAAUGGACCAGAUCAAUGCUGAUAUGCGAGAAGCUGAGAAAAACCUGACAGGAAUGGAAAAAUGCUGUGGACUUUGUGUACUUCCUUGUAACAAGGGUUCGAGCUUCAAAGAAGAUGAGGGCACGUGGAAGGGAAACGACGAUGGAAAAGUGGUGAACAAUCAACCACAACGAGUGAUGGAUGAACGUAAUGGUCUUGGACCACAAAGUGGCUAUAUCGCAAAAAUUACUGGUGAUGCUCGUGAAACAGAAAUGGAGGAAAAUAUGGGUCAAGUGAACACAAUGAUCGGCAACUUGAGAAAUAUGGCAAUCGACAUGGGUAGCGAAUUGGAAAACCAAAAUCGUCAAAUCGACAGGAUCAAUCGCAAGGGCGAAUCGAACGAGACGAGGAUACAAGUGGCGAACGAGCGAGCCCAUCAGCUGCUCAAAUAAAAAUACUUCCAUGGAAAAAUAAUUUGUCAGAACUUCUACUUCGAGUUACUACUACUUACACCCCAUUUUUUUCCAUUAUCGUCCCUUAUACUUACUUAUCGUCUCAGUGUCUACCUGUUCACUUACGUGCUAUUUGCAUAUUUACUUAAUAGUUAUCUCUACAUCAUUAUUUGCUGGCGCAUCGUCUCAAAAAAAAAUUUUUGUCGACAGCUUCUUAAUUGCUGAAAUAAUAACGAAAAGAUUCCUUCCUCUCUUUAGAAAAAAAAAAAAAAAUUAAAUUCUUAAAAUUUUCGAAAAAAAAAUGGAAUCAAAAAAUCAAAAAGGGAAAAUGCGCUCGCAAAUAUCGUCCAAGACCUUUGAAGAACUGUUUAAAUAAGGCCAAGAAUUUUUUUUCUUUUUUUCUUAAUAAUUUUCCGAUCUUACGCUGGUCGUACAGAUUCAAUUUUGAAUCUUUAUAUCAAUCAAGGGCCUAUAUUUCAUCCUUCAUAUUUAAACAGUCCUCUCGAAUCGUCGAGUAUUAAAAAAAAAAAAAUCGUUUCGAGUCCAAAAAAGAACUUCACUUUUUAUCUCUAAAAAUAAUAAUAAUAAAUUUCCGUUUUUUCCUACUAUUAAAUACGUAAAUUUUUUGAAAAACGUGCAUUUUUUCGGAAACAUAAAUAAAAAUUCUAUUUUUCUAGGAAAUCUUUUUUCCCAAAUAUUUCUAAAAGUGAAGUUAUAUAUAUAUAUAUAAAAAUAUUUAUAAAAAAAAAAAAAAAAAAAUAGGAUUCGGAACGAAUUGUUUGAAAAGCAAUAUAUUUAAAACUUUGGUCCCUUUUAGAUAAUUCGUUGAAACAAUUUUCAAAUCUUUGUAGGUUCGAGAAGGUCUUAUAAAUAUUUUAGAGAUCUCGUUAAUUAAAGACCAUUGUCGGCGAACAACGAUUAUUAAAGUACGCAUAGCGUCCAGCGAUCGUCACUGAUUCACAAAAAAUCAAAAUUUCUAUAUUUUUAAAAUUCGACAUUUUUUUUUUCCAAUGAAAUGUUUUUUAAUUUUAAAAAAAUUAAUUUUUUUUCAUCAUUUUUAAAAAAUAAAACGUUUUUAAUAGAAGCAUUAUAGAACAGUGACGUCGCUUUUUACUGUUUCCAUUUUUCAUCUUGAGGAUUUUUCGACCCCGGAGCGAUUCGUCAAGCGAAUACGUUGGAGGGGCGGUUGGCUUUGUAAGGCGAAUUUGAUAGGCUUGUUAAAAAAAAAAAAUUAAACAAAAAAAAUAAAUAAAUAAAUAAAUUAGAGGAACGCGUGUAGGAUUUUAGAAUUUUGCCUGCGAUUCCUAUGAUGAAUAUUUACACCGAAUUGUGCUGGGGUUUCCCAAAAGAUAAAAAGAAAGAAAAAGGAAUUUUUAUUAUUUCACAGCGAAUAUUAGCAAAAAAAGAAAAAGAAAAAGCUCGGAAAAAAAAUUGUAAUUUAUUGUUUCUUUGCAAAAAUAAUUACUUCUCUUAAAACUACGUUUACUUUGAAAUUUUGUCGCCUUUUAGUUAUGUAGAUAUCUCUUCUACGAAUUUUUGUAGAACAGAAUGACGAAUUGUAAAAAGUCAAAAACGAGAAUGGAGUGACGAUCGACGAGAGUUUUAACUUACAGGCUCAUUUUUUUUUUUUGCAAAAAAUUCUUGUCAUUUUUUUUAAAAUUAUUUUACAUUUUUAAAAUAAAUUUUUCUUUUAUUUGAAAGGUAAAAUAUUUUUUUUAAUUGUGUUUUAUUGUAAUUUUUGAAGCAUUUUUUAUUUAAUAAAAUUUUAAUUUUGUGAAAAAUGAUAAGGGAAAAAAAUUGCCCGGAAGUUAAACUCGAGUCAUUGUAGCGUAGGUAUAUAACUCGCGCGCUUGUGAGCUCGCACUUGAUGCGAUGCCCUCAGGUCACAGUAAGGUUUAACUCCAAGAAUGAAAUAAAAAAAAAAAAAAAAAAAUUGUAUAUUACUGUAUUUACAUAAAAAAAGGCUUGUACAUGUACUGUAGACAAACAAUAUAGAAACGAUAGUGAGAUUUGGCUUUGAAGAGUAAAGGCGUCAAUCUCGUAUUUAAAAAAAAA
Messenger RNA from Leptopilina boulardi, 3074 nucleotides. It is a transcript of the gene Snap25, whose product is annotated as synaptosomal-associated protein 25. Gene Ontology annotation, cellular component: plasma membrane; SNARE complex. NCBI's taxonomy places the organism in Eukaryota, Metazoa, Arthropoda, Insecta, Hymenoptera, Figitidae. The transcript has 7 exons. The coding region runs from base 375 to 1019 and encodes 214 amino acids. The record is from RefSeq and is a predicted model, not a curated record. Gene Ontology annotation, molecular function: SNAP receptor activity; syntaxin binding. Gene Ontology annotation, biological process: synaptic vesicle priming; exocytosis; synaptic vesicle fusion to presynaptic active zone membrane.